AUGGCGGGGAGGAGAGAGCUUCUGCUCGUCUUUAUGUUUUGCCUGUGGCCUUGCGCUUCACCUUUUCUUGGUCUCUAUCCCUCUGCAUUCCCCGGCACUUCUUUCUUCAAUGUCUGGCCCAUUCCAAAAGGACUUGCACUCAGAACGAAACAAGUGGAGGCCCCGCCUCUGAGCGAUGCGCUUUCUUGGCUUGACGAAGACGGAGAGCAUCUCAAUGAUCAGACAGCUGACAUCUUAGAGAGCUUUGCUUUUGGAGAUGGUCAUCUUGAGGAGAAGCGAUCGUUGUGUGCAAAGCAAUUGUCGGAUUUGAGGUUGAACAUGUUUUAUCCAAAGAUAAAACAAGGAAGUGGUCAAGACACCUGGGGCCAGCUAGAUGCCUUCCGCCACAUCCUGGAGGCUCGCCUUCAUUUCUUGGCAUGCUUAGGUCCACAAGUCGCAGUACGGCAGUACGCUGGAGGGCAUGGAGUAAAGUAUGCAUUGUUUUGGAAAGUAGCCAACCAAACAUUUGAAAAAUCUGAAUUGGAGCAAAAGUAUGUGAAUGUGACUUAUCUUGCCUGCAUGCCUUUGCAUCAAUCAAUCAGUGAACCUCAGUGGAUUUAUCGCUUGGAAAAGUGUAGCGGAGAGGAAUGGAAUCAUGCUUUCACGAAAAUCCAGGGACCUUGGAAUAGAAAACCCGCACCUGAUGACCCAAUCUUCUUUUGUUUUGAUCAUUUCAUGGAUAUGGUCUCGGCGGACAUUCGCUGGCAUUGGCCAUUGGUAAGAAAUAAUCCUGCUGUCAUUUCCAACAUCUUUCGUGGGAAUUUCGCAGUCAGCCGAGAAAGAAGCAGUUUGGAAACAGAGCUCGAUUCCCUAUCCUUCGAUUACCUCCUCUGGAAAGUGUCGCAGGACGCAAAGAAAGGCAAAGCAGAUCUUGGGGAUGGCAAGGAGAUCUUUCAGAUCAUCAACGAUGCGGGGCUUGUUCCAUCUUAUCUUUCACAACUCCUUCUCAUGGACAUUGUGGUGGGAUGUGCACGGAGAGGUGAAGCUGGUCCAGAGGAGAUCGACAUGGCGCUUGAGACAAUCGAAUCCCUGGGAAUAGGGUCUGAUAUGAGCAUGUAUCUUCCUGCCCUUGAGGCUCUAGCAUGGGCUGCGUAUCAUGGCAAGGCAAACAUGAACGAUGCCGAAGUCAUGGUGUUGAGAAUGAUGGAAUCUUGUUUUGUCUCCGAGAGAAUGACUGAGCUGUGCUCCCUCCCUACCUUACACAGUUGCACCUGGUCUGUCUUGGUCUCCUGCUCUUUCAAGAACUCCAUGGACAAGAGGCAAUAUGUCGGGCAGGCUGCUCCAGGGUUGAAAUCCUCGUAUAUUCAAGCAGAUCUCAAUUGGCGUGAUUAUGAAUUCAAUCUGAUUAAGACCUUGGAGUGUUACAACGUGUCGAACAGCAUCAUCAUAUCUGCUGCAAGGAUGCAGCUAAUCUUAGCAGCUUCGCUUGUCGGUGAUAGUAGUUUGGAGGAAGUUGAGACAAGAUUGACAGAAUUCCUGGAGCCGGAUGUGGAAUUGGAACAUGGAAUCGGUUAUCCAAUGGUAGGUGCUGUUGUUGCUCUUGCUCAACAAGGCAAAGCCACUCUGCAAGAUAUUCAAAAGACUGUAGCAUAUUGUGAAGUAGGAGGUCUGCAGCUUGACUCUUUGUUGGUUGCCCUUUGGCUGAAUGGAACUUUAGCUGCAUACCGGAGGAACGAGGCUAGUAUUGACGACAUUGUGGAAUUGUUCAAUGUUAUAUUUCGGCAACGAGUAUCUCUUGAGCAGAGACUGUUCAAUCAGGUCACAGACGCACUGAUAUAUGGAUAUCGAAAUCUCAAUCUCUCAACAAGCAAGAUUGAACUCAUAAAGAGUCAACUGCUUGUGAUUGGAGGCACCUUUGACAAAAGCUUCUUUGACUUUUUCUUUGAGGUGGCGCUUGAAGAGCAUCUCAAUAGAAACGUUACUGUAUCUUGUUUAGAUGCAGAAUGCAUUGUUGAGGACAUGAUGAUCGCUGGCCAUGAGCCCGAUACUUUGACUUUGACCCAGCUGAUGAAGAUUUUUACGGUCGUCUGCUCCGAAUCUCGAGGCUCAAUCGAGGAUGUUGCCAGGAUACUCGACAAGGCAAAGGCAAGCGGAGUGCACUUCGACAGCGCUCUGCUGAUACAAACGAUGCAUGCGGUGUGUCAGUGUGCCAAACACGGACAGAUUUCUCUUGAACAGACUGUAAGUUUGAUGCUGUACCUGAGCAACGAAGAAGCGGUCACAGGGAGUGCCGAGCUUCUAGGUGCACUCAUAGAAGUCGCGUCUGCAGCUGCUCCUUUUGGUUUAGCUCACAUGAAUCAAUUGAUUCCGUUUGUCGAUAGACUUGUACAGCUGAAAGGCGAGCUAUCAAAACAUCAGAAGCAACUUUUGAUGUCGAUCUUGGAAGCCAACGCACAUCAGGGACUGGCAAGUUUGAGCGAUGCUGACUUGUCUAUGAAGUAUAUUGAGGGUGGGGGAGAACGACCGACAAAGGAAAUGCUUUCAGUAUUGCUUGAUGUGGUGGUGUCUGGUGCCGGUCGAGGCCAAGCUGCCAUGAAGGAUGGAGAACAUGUUAUCGGCAGAAUGAGAGGCUGCGGCUUUGAAAUAGGAGAAAGGGAAUUGGAGCGCUUGUUACUGAUUGCAAAGUUUUCUGUGCAAGCAAACGUCGGAAAUUUCUCUGAUAGUUGUAAAGCUGCAGAAGCUCUUCAGAGAAAGAUUGGAAAUUUGUCGUCAAAACAUGCAGUUUGGAUUCUUGAAUCUGCUGUGUGGGGUGCGUUUCAUCGACGGCAAAAGAAUGAAGGGUCAGGCUACGCUGGAUCUUGGUACAAUGAAACAUGGGCAAGAGUGGAUCGAUUUCUGCAGUCAUCUAACAUCUCCGGUCAGCAUCUUGGGUCUAAAGGAGUAGCUCUGUGCGCAAGAUUUGCCUACUUGGCAGAAAGCAAGCACCUUGCUCUUCGCGCUUGGCAGUUUUUCAGAUCAAUUCCGCCCAAAAGUCGAAAUUCGCUGGUCUAUCGAGAGAUGAUCGGAGCGUUAGGGGCUGUGAGAAACAGCGAAGCUGCUCUCGGACUUCUCAAAGUAGCCAUCAAGAACGGUAUUCCCUUGACAGGGGAGAUGUACAUGACAACCUAUGAAGCUUGCAGCUACGAUCCUGCUGUGGUCCAAGAGUUACAAGAUGAGUACAGAGACAAGGUGGAGUCAGCGAAGAGAGAGGCUCCUACCCAACAGCUACGAACCUCUAGGCACAGACCAGAGGCUGAAGAUGUGCUGUUGUCACAUAAUCAGGAAAGUAAGUGA
Guillardia theta CCMP2712 is the source of this 3312-nucleotide messenger RNA. RefSeq lists its product as hypothetical. Bases 1 to 3312 code for a protein of 1103 amino acids. Lineage: Eukaryota; Cryptophyceae; Pyrenomonadales; Geminigeraceae. The record is from RefSeq and is a predicted model, not a curated record. The transcript is spliced from 2 exons.